Messenger RNA from Parnassius apollo (apollo), 1455 nucleotides. Lineage: Eukaryota; Metazoa; Arthropoda; Insecta; Lepidoptera; Papilionidae. The record is from the annotation of a GenBank genome assembly.
AUGGCUUCUCGAUUUAGUGGCGCUUUACAGUUGACAGAUCUCGAUGAUUUCAUAACACCGUCACAGGAGUGUAUAAAACCAGUGAAGAUAGAAAAGACGAAAACAAAAACUGGCGCGAAGAUCAAAAUCGGUGAUGAUGGAUACUUUGAUGUAUCGAGCGGUCGUGAGCAGAAAUUACAGAAGGUAGAGAUCACAUUGGCAGAUUGCCUUGCUUGCAGUGGAUGUAUCACUUCUGCCGAAAGUGUUCUAGUUACUCGCCAGAGCCAGGAAGAAUUGCUUAGAGUACUUUCUGAACGCAAGUACACAGAUUCGCGAGGAGUUACAAAUGAUGUCAGUCUCGUCGUGGUGUCCAUGUCGCCACAGCCAAUUCUGUCGCUUGCUGUGAGGUACAAACUUAGUCCAGAAGAUGCUACAAAGAAGUUAGCAGGUUACUUCAAGAGCAUCGGCGCUGAUAUAGUCCUAGACAUGACAGUAGCAGAAGACCUGUCCUUAUUGGAAACCCAGCAGGAGUUUCUGCAACGCUACCAGGAACAGCAAGCCGAUCCUAACUCCAAGCAUCUGCCUAUGCUAUCCAGCUCAUGUCCAGGCUGGGUGUGUUACGCGGAGAAAACCCACGGGAACUUCAUUCUGCCGUAUAUAUCCACCACGAAGUCCCCGCAGCAAAUAAUGGGGACGUUGGUGAAGCGUGUCCUGGCUCAGAACCGCCAGUUGAAACCCGGCGCGGUGUACCACGUUACCCUAAUGCCAUGCUACGAUAAGAAGCUGGAAGCUUCUAGAGAGGACUUCUACAGUGAACUGCUUCAAUGCCAGGACGUCGACUGUGUCAUUACUGCUAUUGAGCUGGAACAGAUGCUGGAGAGUAGCGGCAAGUCGUUGAGCGAAGCGCCCGCCGCGGAAUUGGAAUUGGUUUUGGAAGGGGAGGGGGCGGGUGCAGGGGGCGGGGCGCUGCGCGCGCACGCGGGCUCGGGCUCGGGCGGCUACGCGCACCACGUGUUCGUGCACGCCGCACAACAGCUCUUCGGGGAGACAGACGUGCCCAUCAUUUACCGCAACCUGAGGAAUCCCGACUUCAAAGAGCUGGUCUUAGAGAAGGAUGGCAAGGAGGUCCUCAAGGUUGCCAUCGCCAACGGCUUCCGGAACAUCCAGAACUUGGUGCAGAAGCUCAAGCGCGGCAAGUCACCUUACCACUACGUCGAGGUCAUGGCUUGUCCCUCUGGUUGUCUGAACGGCGGUGCACAAGUGCGUGCAGUGGGCGGGGCGGGGCGCGAGCUGGUGGGUACUCUGGAGCAGCUCUACCGCGAGCUGCCGAGCGCCGAGCCCGCGCGCAGCCGCGAGGCACACCACGUGUACACGCACUGCCUCGACGGACGGCACUCGGAUAAAGCCAAAGCCUUGCUGCACACCUCCUACCACGCGCUACAAAAGUCAGAUAUCGCGCUCAAUAUUAAAUGGUGA